Meloidogyne enterolobii is the source of this 267-nucleotide messenger RNA. NCBI's taxonomy places the organism in Eukaryota, Metazoa, Nematoda, Chromadorea, Rhabditida, Meloidogynidae. The record is from the annotation of a GenBank genome assembly.
AUGUCGGUGACUUUACAUACAACUGCUGGAAAUAUAAAAAUUGAAUUGUUUUGUGAAAAGUGUCCAAAGAGUAGUGAGAAUUUCCUCGCCUUAUGUGCCAGUGGACAAUACAAUGAUUGUAUUUUUCAUCGCAAUAUAAAGUCCUUUUUAGUCCAAAGCGGUGAUCCAACAAAUCGAGGUUCUGGCGGUCAAUCUAUUUGGGGAGCGCCUUUUGAGGACGAAUUUUAUGAAGAUAUUAAGGUUUUUUUUAAUUAUUCUUCCCUCUAG